Molecule: messenger RNA, 480 nt
Organism: Candoia aspera
Lineage: Eukaryota; Metazoa; Chordata; Lepidosauria; Squamata; Candoiidae
Gene: RPL36A
Product: ribosomal protein L36a
Exons: 5
Coding region: 117-437 (106 amino acids)
Biological process (GO): translation
Cellular component (GO): cytosolic large ribosomal subunit; ribosome
Molecular function (GO): structural constituent of ribosome
Source: RefSeq, a predicted model, not a curated record
UUGGUUGGAUAUGGCGCUCUAUCCUCGAGGCUUCCUUCCUUUUUUCUGCUCUAUGGUCUUUACUUCCUUUUCCAGCGAGAGGCUUUCUCUCUUUGGGCGCCGCUAACUUUGGGAACAUGGUUAACGUACCAAAAACCCGCAGGACUUACUGCAAGAAAUGUGGCAAGCACCAGCCCCACAAAGUCACCCAGUACAAGAAGGGUAAAGAGUCUUUGUAUGCCCAAGGAAAGCGGAGAUAUGAUCGCAAGCGCAGUGGCUACGGUGGUCAGACGAAGCCCAUCUUCCGCAAGAAGGCAAAGACCACAAAAAAGAUUGUGCUGAGGCUGGAGUGUGUGGAACCGAACUGUAGGUCGAAGAGGAUGCUGGCCAUUAAGAGGUGCAAGCACUUCGAGUUAGGGGGAGACAAGAAGAGAAAGGGCCAAGUCAUCCAGUUCUAGGCAUUCUUUGGUAUGGAACGCAUUAAAAUCCUGUCAGAAUGCA